Messenger RNA from Balaenoptera musculus (blue whale), 1648 nucleotides. It is a transcript of the gene NDUFA10, whose product is annotated as NADH:ubiquinone oxidoreductase subunit A10. The transcript has 13 exons. Gene Ontology annotation, cellular component: cytoplasm. Lineage: Eukaryota; Metazoa; Chordata; Mammalia; Artiodactyla; Balaenopteridae. The coding region runs from base 88 to 1281 and encodes 397 amino acids. Gene Ontology annotation, biological process: mitochondrial electron transport, NADH to ubiquinone. The record is from RefSeq and is a predicted model, not a curated record.
GACGUCACUGUGGCGCGCCGGUCGCGGGAGGGGCCCCGUCGCGACUGUGUCCCCUCGGGUCCUUGAGCCGGUGCUGACCGCGGAGCCAUGGCCUUGAGGCUGCUGAGACUGGUCCCCGUGUCCGCGACCUCUCGGGGCCUCGCGGCGGUCGUCCAGCGCGUGUUUUUACUGAACGUGGGAGGAAUUCAUACAAGUGUCCAGUGCAAGCUGCAGUACGGCCCGCUGGCAUACCUGCUUGGUGAAAGAACGACCAAAAAGCUGACAGAAAAGAGCAAAGUGAUAACUGUAGAUGGCAACAUAUGUUCGGGGAAAGGCGAGCUUGCAAAAGAAAUAGCAGAGAAGCUAGGCCUGAAGCACUUUCCCGAGGCGGGGAUCCACUACGCAGCCAGCACCACCGGGGAUGGGAAACCCCUGGACAUACAGCUCAGCAGCAACUGCAGUUUGGAGAAGUUCUACGAUGACCCGAAAAGUAACGACGGCAACAGCUACCGCCUGCAGUCCUGGUUGUACGCCAGUCGCCUCCUGCAGUACGCGGACGCCUUGGAGCACGUGCUGAGCACAGGGCAAGGUGUGGUGUUGGAACGCUCCAUCUACAGUGACUUUGUCUUCUUGGAGGCGAUGUACCGACAAGGCUUCAUCCGGAAGCAGUGUGUGGACCACUACAACGAGGUGAAGAAGGUCACCAUUUGCGAGUACCUGCCCCCUCACGUGGUCAUCUACGUCGACGUGCCCGUUCCCGAGAUCCAGAGCCGGAUCCAGAAGAAGGGAAACCCACAUGAGAUGAAGAUCACCUCCGCCUACCUUCAGGACAUCGAGAAUGCCUAUAAGAGGACCUUCCUUCCCGAGAUGAGUGAAAAAUGCGAGGUUUUACAGUACAGUGCAAGGGAAGCUCAAGAUGCAGAAAAGGUGAUCGAGGAUAUUGAGUAUCUGAAGUACGAGAAAGGCCCGUGGCUGGACCAGGACGACCGCACUUUCCACAGUCUGAGGAUGCGGGUUCAGAACAAGUUGGAGGUGCUGAAUUACACAACCAUCCCUGUCUAUCUCCCAGAGAUCACCGUCGGCGCUCACCAGAGUGACCGGGUCUUCCAUGAGUUCACGGAGAUUUCACUUCUGGCGUCGCCUUCCCCUUCACGGUACAUCCUCCAUAAGGAGGGAAGCAUGGUGAAUGGUGAACUUAGAGAACAUUGCAAGUUCUGCCUUGGAACCUGGCCGCUGCCGGGCCGCAGGUACAGCCCCGGGUACAACAAGGACGUGGGGGACAAGUGGAUCUGGCUGAAGUGACGGCCGCCUCCGUGGAAGCUGCCUCGCGAGGAUGAAGCUGCACCCAGGCCGCCUGACCCCCCUGGAUGCCACGUAGCUUAAAAUCGGGGGUGGGAGCGAAUGAUCCUGAAGUUGCGCAGUGGAAGAGACGGCCCAGCAAACAGCAGUCUGCCCUGCAGUGUAGUUACGGGGGUGGAAGGAGGCACCCCCAUUUAAGGGGGGGCCCUCCAGCUUUAUUCUGGGAUAAUGAUCACUGGGGAGAAACAGUCUGCUGUGAAAGAGCAGGUAUCACUUGGAGAAUCUCAUUUCAUCACAGUCGUGCUCUGUGUCAGGCAGGUUUUGUACAUUGUGUGUUCAGACUUCAAGAAAUAAAACCGUUUCUAUGGCA